AAAAUGUAUCGAAGCAAACAUAUCUUUUCGGCCAUGGCCCUUUUGGUGUGGAUAUUAGUCACCGUCGGGGAAACUAAAAAGGAAAUAAUAUUCAACAGCAUUAAUUGCUCGAUGAGGAACAAAGUCUUUUCAAAGGUUGAAUGUCAGCUACAUUCGCGGCUGGCAUUGAACAUUUUGGCGAUUGUUAGUGAUCAGAAAGCAGUUGACAAACUUACGGCAGUUUGCGAUGCGAAGAUCUUUCCCGAAAACCAGCAAAAGAUGAUACGUGUAAGGAAUCUAAAAUUGGACUUUUGUAGCCUAAAAAAGAACACGGAAAAAGUUUCUUUAAUAGGGAUUUACUACAAUGUUAUUCGGAAGUCAAUAGUUAGUUUUCCAGACAAAUGUCCCUUCAAGAAAAACUCCAUAUUGGCCGUAAGGCAAUUGAAAAUCGGUUCGGAAGAUGUUCCACAAUACUUGCCCCUGUCAAACUAUAGUUUUAUUGGAAAAAUUUAUGCAGGCAAUGAACUAGCAUUUGUAGUCAAGCUUACUGGUGGCUUAUAUGAAAUUAAAAAUAAUUCCAUCUACGCGAAGCCGAUACAAUAUUAA
This is a messenger RNA of Drosophila rhopaloa, 585 nucleotides long. RefSeq lists its product as uncharacterized. The coding region runs from base 4 to 585 and encodes 193 amino acids. NCBI's taxonomy places the organism in Eukaryota, Metazoa, Arthropoda, Insecta, Diptera, Drosophilidae. The transcript has 3 exons. The record is from RefSeq and is a predicted model, not a curated record.